Limanda limanda (common dab) is the source of this 4589-nucleotide messenger RNA. It is a transcript of the gene znf385c, whose product is annotated as zinc finger protein 385C. The coding region runs from base 53 to 1558 and encodes 501 amino acids. The transcript has 9 exons. Lineage: Eukaryota; Metazoa; Chordata; Actinopteri; Pleuronectiformes; Pleuronectidae. Gene Ontology annotation, molecular function: nucleic acid binding; zinc ion binding. Gene Ontology annotation, cellular component: nucleus. The record is from RefSeq and is a predicted model, not a curated record.
CGCACGGUGAUACGCCGAGCUGGAGGUACGCGGAUACGGUCCUGGACGCACGAUGCUGAUCGGUACGUCGGCCCAGGGUAACUCCCUCCUCGCUUCCCUCCCCAUCCCGGGGCGGCCUCUUCAGCCUCAGCUCGACCUCAAACACCUCCUGCCCUUCAGGCUCAAUGGAUCCUCCCCCCUCAGCCUCUUCCCUAACUUUAAUACGAUGGACCCUGUCCAGAAGGCAGUGAUCAACCACACGUUCGGUGUCCCUCAGCCCCUCAAGAAGAAACAGAUUAUCUCCUGCAACAUUUGCCACCUGCGCUUUAACUCGACGAACCAAGCGGAGGCCCACUACAAGGGCCACAAGCACGCCCGCAAACUCAAAGCCAUGGAGGCCCAGAAGAACAGGCAGCGGCGAUCUGGGGAGGCCUCGUCCGCCGGGAGGGAGAGAGACCGAGACAGAGACCGGGAGCGAGAGCGAGAAAGAAGCAAGACAACGGCGUCCGAAGCAGUUCUGCCUGCGCUCAUGGAGACGAGUUUAGUGGAAGUAACAGGUCUUCAAACUGAUCUAGAACCAGCCAACCUGGAGGUGAAGCUCGAGGAGAGUCCCAGGAGCUCAGUGAUGCUGACGCCAGUAUCAGAGAUCUCCUCUGUUGAGUUGGUCUCCCUUUCCCCUCCUCAGAUUUCACCUUCCUCACAGCUCUCUGAAACUGCCUCAGACAUCAGCGCCACAGAGGCCCCCGAGACCGCCGAGGCCGCCGAGGCCCCCGAAGCUGCAGAGGACGCAGAAGCCAGCGGCCUGACUGCCGAGUCAUGCAGCCAUGCCGACACGUCUAGCACAAACGGGGAGCCAAAUACAGAUGAGGACAAGGACCCAAAGAAAAGCAAGGCUCACCUCCAUUGUCCUGUUUGUAAAGUCACAGUCAACUCCAUCUCCCAGCUGGAAGCACAUAACAGCGGUACAAAGCACAAACUAAUGCUGGAAGGUCAGAGUGUUCUGCCCCGACGCCGGGGGAAAGUGGUGGCAGCUCGCGCCGGGUGCAAGAGCAAGCGGCUUGGAACCAAAGGCAGCGUCGGCGUGCCCAGCAAGAACUACCAGUGUGAAGUGUGUGAGAUCUUCGUGAACUCUGAGACCCAGCUGAGCCAGCACAUGAACAGCAGACGGCACAAGGAUCGGCUGGCCGGAAAACCACCCAAACCCAAAUUUACCCCCCACAGCAAGACCCAGCCAAGCUCCAGCUUAGCGAACAUGAGAUGGAGCGGCUAUGCAGGCCUGGCUGUGUCUGCCAUGAAGAAAGCGUUCAGCCAGUACAACCUCACCUCCCUCUCCUCCCUCUCCUCGCAGACCAAACUGGCCUUGCAGAAGCAGCUGACCAAGAGCUUGACAACUGGCUUCCUGCCCAACCCCCUCACCCAACCAACUCUGUGCACAAUGGCAACUAACCCACUGGCUCUGCGCCACCCUGUGGGCACCACUACCUUCAUCCAGAACCCCUUCCUGGGCCCUGCACUGUUUCGGCCUGCCCCGGGUCCGCUGCGUGCAACACACACGCCAAUCAUCUUCUCCCCCUACUAAAGACGUAACCCACCCUCCCACGUGAGCUCCUCCCUUGUCCCCUGUACCAAACCCCAGGCCCAACUUCAGUGUGACCCACAUGACAAAAGGUCACACGCAAACUAUGCAGCAAGCCGGACUUAAGAUGGAAACAGUGCACAAGUCCUGAAACUCAGUAGGCCCCAAGGCCUGAGAGCUGUUCCUAUCGUAAAGGCCAAGAUCCCCUAUCAUGCCUUCUUUCUGCUCCUCUUAUCUUGACCUACGGAGCAGGACAGGCCUCCAGACAGUGACUGGUACACAGAGGCCGCUUUUAUAGCCAUUUCAUGGGUCAACAUGGUUUGGAAUCUGGAUAUAAUUGUGUAAUUUAUUAGAGAUUAAAUAUAGACAACUCUAGAUGUAUGUUUAGUGUGGUUGCCACAAAAUACGGUCCCUUUACUUGAUGCUCUUUUAAACUGUUUUUAACUUAUUGGUUUUGGGGGUUUUAUGAAAAGCUGUGACUGGUGCCAGUCUCAUUGAUCUCUAUACUGUACGGUCACAUUGCAUCCUGGAUAUGGCCAUUACCAAACAACUGUCGGAAAACAAGUGCUCCCUGUCAAAGUUAGACUUCUAAAAGAACAAAUACGAGUCCUCUAUGUGGAAGUAUGUGGAUCUAUAACUACAUACUGUAUAGCCAUAUGCUAAAGCACCAUUGUGUACCUCCACUCCCCAAAAGUUUCCCUGAGCCCUUAAAAAACAUGUCAUCCCUUCAUUCUAUCUGAGUCACAGUCAUACAGUCAGAACCCUCCAGAUUUGUUUUCCUCCCCUGUAUCCGCAGGAUAAGCUCUCAUUAAGUUCCAGAUAAGGUCAGCUUGUCAACUUGACUUUGUUUCACUUUGCAAAUCUGUCCUCAGAAUGAUUCCAUAUUUUUUUUCGUUGGUCCAGUGCAUCAUCCACGCGAUGCAGCGUGAACAUUAUGUUCUCGCCAAGCUAUAGCAGCAUGAAAACCUUUUUUCUGCGGCUGUGGACGUCUGACAUCGCAGAACGCCAUCAUUUCUUUCCCCCUCAUGACCGCUCUGUGUCUUUGCCUUCCUCCUUCAACCCCGCUGUUGUCACCUCGCCACUGCCCUUUUCUCAGAAAUUAUCUCAGCUUGAGAUGAUUAGGAGCCCCCCCUCACACAGACACACACACACACACAUCAUAAAAACACAGCGGAUAACUUGAAGAGUUGAUGGGAUUAUUUCAGAGCUCGGGCGAAAAGUUUGUCUGACAGUGGGUGGGGAGGCUGCUCAGCCAGCAGGCCGCUUGAUUGACAUCCUGCUGCAGUGUCUGAAUGCGGCGUGGGUGGGAAAAAGAACAGUGCCAUGGCAACCACAUUAAAAGCACCUUAAAACUGAUUUACUUACAAAAGCAAUGACAUUUGUGUUGAUAUUCAGCUCUUUUAAUCUUCGUGUGUGUGAUUUUACGAUCCCAUGUCAAUUUCAGUGAGAGUUUUGCUCUGGAGAAGGAAAAAAAAAAAACAAUCAGGUGAGAAUGAUCACUUUGUGGUUCAUCCGUGACGAAGACAAGUCUCACAUUUUAAAGCAAUACAUUUGGUAUGUUUAUGUUUAUGAUGUGUUUUCAGUGUGUCAGUGGCUUUAUCUAUAUUAUACAGUACACACCUGUAAUAAUGUAUUAUGUACUCCAACGCAGCCAAGGGCCAACUGGUGAUCGUCAGCGACGAGUCAUCGGAAACGAUGGCUGGUCCUGGCGAUGCUGCCCUUGACGCUCGAUGCUCAUGGUCACCCUUCACAUGUUUUGACUCUGGGGCUGAGCCGUUCCAUUUAUAGCUGCUCUCCAGCCGCGUAGAGGGGGGGGUGCUUCAGCGCCACAUGACAUUGCUGUUUCACUUCUCGGCGAAGCGGGAGAACUUCAGUGGUGACUUCCACUGAAAAAAAGCAACGGUACGUCCGAAGUGUUUGGGAUGAGUGUCACAAGUGCAACAUCAACCGUCAUAUUGCUGUUCAUGCUGUCCUCAUCCUCCACCCCCCCACCCAGGCUGUCGACAAAACACUGAACACUCAACUUUUCUUUUUUUGCCAAAAUGGACUGUUGGCAAAGGCCUCCUAAGGACUCGGGGGCGCACGUGUCACCCUUCCCUGCGACGUGUAUACCAAAUCAUGUUCUCGUAAAAAAUACAGUAAUGGAGCAAAUCCUAUGCAUUUCUCAUUGUGCAAUAUGUAUAGUUGUCUGUGAUGCAGCAGUGCCAUCUGUCGUGAAAACCCAGUAAUUGCAAUCCAGUACUAGUGCUUCUACGAGACGUCAGAAACCCAUGUGUAUUUCUGUUCAAGGAUCCAAGAAGUCUUUCUGGGCAAGCAAAGCCUCCAGGUCUCUGCGCCAUACCGAUGUGAUUCUCCCCAGUCGCACUACUCAGUGAACCAGCCAGCCUUUAAUCUUCACUGUUUCUCUGUUUGUCUCUAUCGCUCAUUGGGAAACGCUGACCUAAAGAACUGAGACUUUUCUUAACGUAAAAGAAUCUAGAGGGGGCAAAUUAUAUGUAGAGUAUCAUAGAGUAACUAUAGAAAUUUUAUCAGAGUUGUUAUUGUUAUAUGUAUCACAAUGAACUGCUAUCAUAGAAGAGAGAAGAUUAUGUUAUUGUAGGCUCUGUGCGGCAUACAGGGAAAGGGAAAAUGCUUUGCUUACUUUUUGUUUGUUUGUUCAUUUACAUGAUUUUAUCAAUAUGUUUUUUUAAAGAACAAGAGAAAAUAUUUCAAACAACAUUUUGAGUGAGCUUUUUUUUUUCUUUUCUCCUCCUUGUUGGCGGUGUCUGAGUUGAUAAAGUUAUUCAAGGCCUUUUUAGACAAUAUCCUAAAGUCACGUUUGCCAGGCCUUCUCAGGGGUGACAGGUUGAGCAAAUGCUAAAAUGACCAUCCAUUCAGGGUAUCCCUCCAUAGCUCAAGAGAGCAGGAAACACUGUACACAUGGAUGGAUUGAUUUAAAAAAAUAAAAAAAGAAUAAACUUAAAAACUUACAGUGCUGUACAUGAGAGGACAAGGGGUGGAUUUUGGAAAAUAAAGCUUUUAGAACUUGUAAAAA